Messenger RNA from Dracunculus medinensis (Guinea worm), 816 nucleotides. NCBI's taxonomy places the organism in Eukaryota, Metazoa, Nematoda, Chromadorea, Rhabditida, Dracunculidae. The record is from the annotation of a GenBank genome assembly.
AUGAGUACGAGUAAAAGAGCGCUGUUUCGCAUUAAACUGGGUCACAGGUCGGAGAUGUUGGAUGAGCCAACGCCAGAUGGCCAUACACAUCGUUGGACAGUUUUUGUUCGGUCUGCUGGACCGAAACAAUUCAUCGACAGGAGUUGCGUCACUAAAGUCGUAUUCACACUACAUCCGGAUUUUCCGAAUCGCCGCCGUGUGAUCAAGAAUCCUCCAUUUGAAGUUACUGAAACCGGUUAUGCUGGAUUUCUGAUCCCUGUUUCUGUAUCAUUUGCGGGAACUUCAAAAGUUUAUAAACUUGUGUAUGAUAUGAAUCUUUGCUUAGAAAAGUAUUCUGAACAUCAUGUUGAGCAAAUUGUUGAAAUGAAGCAAAUUUCUGCAACAUUUUUCGAUCUUAUUAUCAACUAUGGUGGUUUUAUUAAAAAGGAAAAAAGUGAUAAAAAAAAUGUGAAGAAAGAAAAUGAAUCGUUUCCAUCAUCGCCGAAUGAAGAACAUGGCUUAACUCCUGAAAACCGUCAGAAAAAGAGUAAAAAAGAAUUAAAAUCAAGAGAGAAUAAAAAGCGAAAACAGGUGACAGAAGAAAGAGAUACACAAUCUGAAAUAGCCACCUUAUUAGAUCUACAACGAAAAUUGAUGUUUAUUACUGAUGCAAAUAAGUUGGAUCAAAUCGUCCACAUUCUUUUUUCAUGUGAUAAUCUUCGUAAUGAAAUUGGAAUUUCUUCUGAUAAUAAAUUAACAUUCGAUCUCUGUUCUCUUGAACCUUCUGCUCUUUCUAAAUUGCAAAUUAUUUGCUCUCAAAAUAUGAAAUAUUUAUAG